Molecule: messenger RNA, 1098 nt
Organism: Exophiala spinifera
Lineage: Eukaryota; Fungi; Ascomycota; Eurotiomycetes; Chaetothyriales; Herpotrichiellaceae
Exons: 1
Coding region: 1-1098 (365 amino acids)
Molecular function (GO): oxidoreductase activity
Source: RefSeq, a predicted model, not a curated record
AUGGCCCCAUCAACGGCCGGAGAAGUCCCCUAUGGGUCGAGCUCUAUUCACUCCGACGCAAUUGAUUGCUCCGAACCCAUCAACUUCGAUAACCUCAAUGGCAAGACGAUUGUCAUCACCGGUGGGGCUUCGGGCUUUGGCAAGUCAUGCUUCGAGCUCUGGGCCACACACGGAGCCAAUAUCAUCAUAGGCGAUAUCAAUGACAAGACGGGUACCGAACUCGUCGCACAUAUUCGGGCUUCCAGCAAGAACCCGAAUCACCACUUCAUCCACCUUGACGUGACGAGCUGGGAGAGCCAGGCAGCAUUCUUCAAGCAAGCAGCUAGCCUCAGCCCGCAUGGAGGGAUCGAUUGUGUCAUGGCCAAUGCCGGCAUCGCUGACGCUCCAGAGAACGCCGUCUUUGAAGAACCUCCGGACUACGCGCACACGGACAACCCGCCUCAACCGAAGAUGAGGACGCUGGAUACGAAUUUGGACGGAGUCAUGUUCACUACGAAUCUAGCCUUGUCGUACCUGUCACGAAACCCAGGCAGUGACAGAUGCGAAGUUGGGAGGAAGUCAGCACCACGCGAUCGUCAUCUGAUCCUUGUCUCAUCGAUCGCAGGUCUAGCAGGCCUCCCAUCCCAGCCCAUCUACGCUGCCGCAAAGCACGGCGUCGUCGGACUGUUCCGGUCACUGCGCAUCACGACACCCAUCAAGCAUGGCAUCAGGGUCAACAUGAUCAAUCCGUACUUUGUCGACACGCCCAUUCUAGGGUCGCUGGGCGCGUUGGUUCUCGCGGGAGGCGGCAUGGCUUCGAUAGAGGACGUGGUCGAAGCCACGACGCGCCUGGCAAGCGAUCAAAGCAUCAUUGGACGGGCACUGAUGAUCGCGUCAAAGACGUCCGAGGAGCAUGCACACGCGACAGGCCUGGAGAGAGUCGUUGGGAGUCAGGCGUAUUGGGAUGUCUACGCUCAUGACUUUGGCCAGUCGGACCUGUUCACCAGGAGAAUCAUUGGCGUGACGAAUUUGGUUACCCAAGCACGAGGGUGGGCGGGCAUUGCGCAAGACGUACGCAAAAAAGUCUCUGCAGCCGUAUGGAAGAUGGCUGGAUACUGA